This is a messenger RNA of Rattus rattus (black rat), 737 nucleotides long. It is a transcript of the gene Tnnc1, whose product is annotated as troponin C1, slow skeletal and cardiac type. The transcript has 6 exons. Bases 74 to 559 code for a protein of 161 amino acids. The record is from RefSeq and is a predicted model, not a curated record. Gene Ontology annotation, molecular function: calcium ion binding. Gene Ontology annotation, cellular component: myosin II complex. NCBI's taxonomy places the organism in Eukaryota, Metazoa, Chordata, Mammalia, Rodentia, Muridae.
GGGCUAUUUAAGCCCAGGCCAAGGGCUGGCCGGCUGGCAACCCCAGUAGCCUGUCCCCUGAGCUGCCACCAACAUGGAUGACAUCUACAAAGCAGCGGUAGAGCAGUUGACAGAAGAACAGAAGAAUGAGUUCAAGGCUGCCUUCGAUAUCUUUGUCCUGGGCGCGGAGGAUGGCUGCAUCAGCACCAAGGAGCUGGGCAAGGUGAUGAGGAUGCUGGGCCAGAACCCCACGCCUGAGGAGCUGCAGGAGAUGAUCGACGAGGUAGACGAGGAUGGCAGUGGCACAGUGGACUUCGACGAGUUCCUUGUCAUGAUGGUUCGGUGCAUGAAGGAUGACAGCAAAGGGAAGUCUGAGGAGGAGCUGUCGGAUCUCUUCCGCAUGUUUGACAAAAACGCUGAUGGCUACAUUGACUUGGAUGAACUGAAGAUGAUGCUGCAGGCCACAGGUGAGACCAUCACGGAAGAUGACAUCGAAGAGCUCAUGAAGGACGGUGACAAGAACAACGAUGGCCGAAUCGACUAUGACGAGUUCCUGGAGUUCAUGAAGGGCGUGGAGUAGACACUGGCUUUGCACAGAGUUGCCCACGCCUGUUCUCCUAAUCCAGCCGGACCCUGUGGUAGGAGUGCACCCAGGUUCUCUAGACUCUGAACCUGGUUGUGUCCUUGAAACUUUGGCUCUUCUGGACUCUCCCUGUUCCCGUCCCAGGGAACACAAAUAAAUCCUCUCUCCUCGGAGG